Messenger RNA from Drosophila navojoa, 2339 nucleotides. RefSeq names its product hexosaminidase D. NCBI's taxonomy places the organism in Eukaryota, Metazoa, Arthropoda, Insecta, Diptera, Drosophilidae. Gene Ontology annotation, molecular function: hexosaminidase activity. The record is from RefSeq and is a predicted model, not a curated record.
AACGUAUAUUCCCUUCUCUCUUUAAUGCAGAUGCACUCAAAUUUGCUGAUAUUUAUUUGGCGCCGCAAACUUUCAGUACUGCUGCUGGCAUCGGCUGUUGUUUUACUUGGACUCUGGACAUGGGCCAUACUGGAUGAUACCACCAAGACCCUGCCAGCGUUCGCACAACAGACAUCGCAACAGGCCACAGAUGAGGCCAACUAUCAGCACGUUCAUAUCAUCCAGAAGCUGAUAGCCCAAGCGAAUCGGGUUUUGCGUGCCGAGCGCCAAAAGGACAACGCGGAGCGUCCCUCCCCGGCGCAGCGUCUGCUUGGCAACGUUCGCUUCGUGCGUCCCACUCAGGCGAAAAAGGCGCCGUUGCCCGUUGCCGACAGUUAUCUGUUCGAGCAGGAGCGUUUGAAGAUUCUGGAGCAGCAGCAGCGGCACCGCAACGCAGGCAUGGACGAGCUUAAUGCCAACGCGGAGGACGAUCGCAUGCUCAGCUCAGCAGAGCGGCAGACGCAAUACGAGCACGAGCUGCAGCGCAUGGGUGUCCCCGUAGUGGCUGGCAUUGGUCCGGAUGGACCACGUGCUCCGGCCGAGCGACUGGUCCAUCUGGAUCUCAAGGGUGCGCCCCCCAAGCUGAGCUUUUUGAAGCAACUCCUGCCCGUGCUGCGGGCCUUGGGCGCCACUGGACUGCUCAUUGAGUACGAGGACAUGUUUCCCUACAGUGGCAAUCUGCAGCCGCUAGCCGCGCGCAACGCAUAUAAAGAAGCUCAACUAAAGGACUUUCUGGAGUCCGCAUGGGUGGAGUAUGGUCUUAGUAUUAUGCCGCUUGUGCAAACAUUUGGACACAUGGAGUAUGCACUGAAGCUGCCUGGGUUCGAGCAGUUACGUGAGCUGCCUGAGAGUCCACAAUCCAUUUGCCCCAGCCAGCCGCAGAGCAUGGCGCUGCUGGAACAGAUGCUCACCCAGGUCGUUGAGCUGCAUAUGCGACUCUCCGACAAUGCGACGUCCUCGACGACUCAGCUGCCCAACAAGUUCACACAUUUGCAUAUUGGAUGCGAUGAGGUGCAGCGCAUGGGGGAGUGUUCGCUCUGUCGCCAGCGACUGCGCAGUGAACUGUUCCUGUCCCACGUGAUAAGCCUGGCUCACUUUGUGCGGCGUCGCUGGCCGCAGCUGAACGUCGUCAUCUGGGAUGAUCAGCUGCGUGCGAUAAGUCUCAGCGAGCUGCAGAACUCUCAGAUCGGCAGCUAUGUGGAGCCCAUGGUGUGGGUAUAUGCCAGCGAUAUAUAUCACUUUAUACAGCCCCAGCUAUGGAACACCUAUGCCAAGGUGUUCCCCAGCGCAUGGGCGGCGUCCGCGUACAAGGGCGCCUUUGGGGAGAGUCUGCUGGUGCCGCCACUGCAGCAGCAUCUGGAGAACAACAUACGCUGGCUGGCUGUCAUAGCUAAGGAGGGUGGGCGCUUUGCCAAAGGCCUGCGAGGAUUGGCACUCACUGGCUGGCAGCGCUACGACCAUUUUGCCGUACUUUGUGAGCUGCUGCCCGUGGGCAUGCCCAGUCUGAUGACAUCGCUGUCCACAGUCGCAAAGGGCUAUUUUAGCAUCAAUCCACGCGACAACGAGCUGUUGCGUGUGCUGCGUUGCGUCUUUCAGCCGGACAGCCGGCGCUCAGGACAUCCCUGGCUAGAGCUGCAUCCGAAUGCGCAUUAUAGUCAAUUGUUUGCCGUGUGCAGCUAUCCAGGUCACCUGGUCUUCAAGUAUGCGCUUCGCCUGUACGACAAACUGGCCGAGGUGCGCAACUACUUGCAGCACACACGGGAGCACAGUGCUUGGCUCUCGGACUACAAUGUGAGGCACAACUUUAGUUCGCCGCUGCGCGUGCAGGAACUAACGGCAAGGACGCCCCAGCUAGUGGAAGAGCUGCGCACCAUGGCACGCGAGGCUCAGCAGCUGCUGUGGGAAGUGUAUGACGAGCAUACGGUGGGAGAAUUCGUGGAGCAGCACAUUUAUCCUAGCAUCAAUGCGCUGCAUCAACAACUUGCUAGUGGGCAGACGCUGUUGCAGCGGCGCACCUGGCAGCAACGGCCGCUGCCGUUGAGCCUAGAGCUGCAGCAGGACAUGGGACUGGUAACCACAAUAGAUCACCAGCGGGAACAUUGAGCAGACGUGCUAACUAACUGUUUACUGCUGGGAGCACAUACACACAUAUACACAUAGAUACAUGUUAAUGUAUUGUAGUCAAGGCGUUCGAAACGCCCUAAGCUAAUGGAUAAUAACGGUUAAGUUUUUAAUGUUGACAACACUGCGGCAUUUUCCAAUCCCCAUUAACAUAAUAAACAUAAAAUGUUCAUUUUGUC